Molecule: messenger RNA, 2967 nt
Organism: Closterium sp. Naga37s-1
Lineage: Eukaryota; Viridiplantae; Streptophyta; Zygnematophyceae; Desmidiales; Closteriaceae
Source: the annotation of a GenBank genome assembly
AUGUCUCGUUCGCAGCCAUUGGCGGAGGCGUCGCAGCGCGGGUACGCGACCGGCGGCGACUACGGCCGCGACAGCCACCCUUCACCGCAGCGCAACCAGUCGUCGCACCAGCCGCCGACGCAGCCGUCGCACAAGAAUCGCAGCCCGAUCGCGCGCGCUCGCCACGACGCUUCCCGCCAUCCCGACGACGCGCAACCCUCCGCACUUUCGGACCGCGCGGACCCCGACUCCGCGCCGGCAGGCCAUCCGCUGCCCUUCUUCUUCCCCAUGCGCCCCUCCGCGCGCGGUUCCUCUCCGCCUGACGGGCAGGAGCGGGGAGGAGGCGGAAGGGAAGGGGAGCGAGUGGGGUAUGGGGUCGAGAAUGGGGGAAGAGAUGAGGGGAUGGGUGGAGAUGGGGGGGCAAAGGGCGAGGGGGAAGAGUGGGAAGGUCUCACCUCCUCCUCGCGCUCCCUGCUCCGCUUGCCCGCUGCGUCUGCCUCUGCCGCCGCUGCCGCUGGUGCUGGUAUCAGCUUCCACGCGACAGCCCAUGAUGCGAUUGCCGCUUCGCCCCGUUCCCACGCUGCCGCUGCUGCUGCGGCUGCUCGCAAUGCUGCUGGUAGUACUGCGGAUGGAGGCGCGGCAGGUGGUGUGAGCAGCGAGGCUGCGCGCCCAUCCGCCUUUCCGUUCUCCAAGCUCCCCUGGGCCCCACAACCUCCGCAGCAGCACCAACAUUCGCAGCAGCAGCAGCAGCAGCAGCAUUCGCAGCCGCAGCAGCAUCAGCCGUCGCACUACGUGCACCAACCACACCAGCAGCAGCAGCAGUAUGAAGACAGAGGAGGAGGCGGGGAGGGAGGCGGUGGUGCUGUGACUGUAAUGGGGUUGGGCAGUAACGGGGGUGGACAUGCACUGAACAGUAUGAGCUCCAAGGCGCGCCGCUUUGUGCGCCGCGACGACCUCAUCUGGGGCGCAUUCUUCUUCUUCACGCACUACUACCGCCCCGCACUCAAUGAUAAAGCCAAGGCGCGGCUGGUGGGGAGGGAGUGGGUGGGGGCGGUGGAGAAGGCGGAUCUGCGGCUGGAGGAGUUCAUGGUGCAGCACGACAUGGAGAACUGCUACAUGUGGGCCUUCCGCGUGCGCCCGCACAACGCCCUCGGCAAGAUGCAGCUGCGGUCUUACAUGAACGGCCACUCCAGGUUCGGCGAGCCGCAGUUUCCCUUCAGUGCCGAAAAGGGCUUUGUGCGGUCGCACCGCAUGCAGCGCAAGCGCUACAAGGGGCUGUCCAACCCACAGUGCAUUCACGGCGUGCAGUUCCUGCGCACGCCCGACCUCUCCUGCGUGCCCCCGCAUGAACGCCAGCGCUGGAUUGAUCUCACAGUGGGGCUUUGUGUUGACCAACGAAGCAGACGAGUUCAGCGACCGGCGCAUCUCCUCCCUCUCCUCUCCCUUUCAUGUCCGUUCUCUUCUCUCCCCUUCAUCUCCCCCCUACUCUCCUGCCCACUCACCUUGCCUCUGCCCUCACUCUCAGGCCGCGAGUGGGGCUUUGUGUUGACCAACGAAGCAGACGAGUUCAGCGACUGGCGCAUCUCCUCCCUCUCCCAAGACACCACCACUGCCACCGCCGCUGCCUCUGCUGGGGCUGCAGGCACCGCUGCUGCCUCUGGUGCUGCUGCUACCUCUGCUGUUUCGGCCCCAGAGCAAGAGGACUCGCAGUCGCAUCAGUCGCUGUCUGACGUUAAAACCCUUCCUGUCCCCGUCUCAGGGGCGCACUGGGCCUCUCAGGGACCAGGCGAGGGGCGAGGAGGGGGCUGGGGCGGAGACGGCAGGGAGGCAGAGCUGUUGCGAGGAGUGGAAAGGGGUGAAGCGCGGUUGGAGGAGAGGGGUCGGCGAGGGAGGGAUGGGGACGGAGUGGCGUGUAGGGGCGUGGGGGCUGGUGUGUUUUCUGACGGCACUCCAAUGACCACGCUGAGCCUUGCGGAUUCCGUGGGUGAGGGGAGGGAGGAAUGGAGAGGAGGAGGAGGGAGAGUGAGGGUGGAGGAGGAAGAGGGCGGGCUUGGAGGGCGGUUGGGUAAGAGGAGUCGUGGGGGGAUAGAUGGGGAGAUUAGGGCUGUGCGGGAUGAUAGUGGGAGCAGCGGGGGAGGGAGAGGUGAAAGGGGGGAAGGAAGAGGAGGAGGAAGAGUAAUAUUAGUAGUAGGAGGAGGAGGAGGAGGAGGAGGAGGAGGAGGAGGAGGAGUAGGAGGAGGUAGAGGGGAAGGAGGAGGAGGAGGAGGUAGAGGGGAAGACGGGGGAGGAAGGGAAGGAGGAGGAGGAAGAGGAGGGGCAAGGGUGCAGGUGCAAGGGGGUGCAAAAGGGUUUGGGGACCUAUUAGGCCUGGCGCAUGGAGGGGGCGCAAGGGGCAGGGAGGACAUGGAGGUGGAGGCAUCAAAGGAGGGGUCGCCACAGGAGCAGUCAGAGGAGCAGAUCGUGCAGCCGCCCUACUGGCUCUCCGAGUGCUAUGGCGUGCUCACCCAGGUGCGACCUCCCCCAGGUGUGGCCUCCCCCAGGUGUGACCUCCCCCAGGUGUCGGGCCCUGUGUCGGGCCCUGUGUCGGGCCCUGUGACGUGUGCCAAGACUCUCUACGAGGAUGCCACGUCGUUCCUGAUCCUCGUCAGCCUGCCCUUUGCUGACCUGUCCAAGCUCCGGGUGACGUGGCGCAACUCCCUCUCGCAUGGCAUUGUCAAGGUGCAAUGUGCCUCAUCCAUGCGCCAGCCGUCCCUAAUCCGCUGGGACCGGGCCUUCCACCUCACAGACCCGCACCCCGAGCACUGCCCUCCAGGGGAGUUCGUGCGCGAGAUAGUGCUCCCCUCCAGGAUCCCCGACAGUGCCGACGUCAAGGCUUUCUUCUCAGAUAGCGGUGGAGGCGUGGAGAUUCUGGUGCCUAAGUUGGUGCCUGUGAGCCAGUAUCAUGAGCGGGAGGUGCGGGUGUUUCUGCCACCCAAGACCGCAAGCUGA